Molecule: messenger RNA, 2907 nt
Organism: Rhododendron vialii
Lineage: Eukaryota; Viridiplantae; Streptophyta; Magnoliopsida; Ericales; Ericaceae
Product: ABC transporter G family member 22-like
Exons: 10
Coding region: 181-2544 (787 amino acids)
Cellular component (GO): membrane
Molecular function (GO): ATP hydrolysis activity; ATP binding; ABC-type transporter activity
Source: RefSeq, a predicted model, not a curated record
UUUAUGCUUUCAUUAUAUGUCAUGUGCCAUCUUUUCAACUGGUAAAGCAUGGGAGAGUUCUCAUGGUUUCAAUGGACUCUACAAAGUACAUCUUGAAAGAGGAAAAAUAGUUUCUUCUCUCAACGAUGCAAUACAAAAUUGAAUUUUAACUAGACAACUUUUAGUCAUGUUCAAAAUCCUAUGCCAUUUGUCUUAUUUCGUACCUCUUUUUAUGACCGGGUGUCCGGACCAACCUGUCUGAUUUCAUGCUUGUGGCCUUGUGGGUGGUUUUGUGACUGCAUAGAACGGAAGGAGAAAAUGGAGAAAUCAAACUCCACUUCAUCAGGGAUACUAAGGACCAAGUCAGACCAACUAGUGGAGACGGUAAUGGCGGCGUUGAAGUCGCCGGCAGCAUCAAGUGACGCGCCCGGAGGGGCCGAAACAACAGGCGGCGGCAGCGGAGUGCUAUCGAGGAAGUCCAGCAAGAGACUGGCGACUGCGGCCUCGCCAGGGCGGAGCGGAGGCAGCACCAGCAAGAACACGCACAUUAGGAAAUCGAGGAGUGCCCAACUGAAGCUGGAUGUCGACGAGGUUAGCAGCGGCGCGGCUCUAAGCCGGGCCUCUAGUGCCAGCUUGGGAUUCUCUUUCUCCUUCACCGGCUUUGUGCCGCCGGAUGAGGUCGCGGAUAUGAUGCCGUUCAGUGACGAUGACAUGAUUCCUGAGGAUCUUGAAGCUGGCACAAGAAAGAUGAAGAUUCAAGCAGAGCCUACCUUGCCAAUCUAUCUCAAGUUCACAGAGGUGACAUACAAGGUGAUCCUCAAAGGAAUGACAUCAACAGUGGAGAAGGAUAUCUUGAAUGGAAUUUCCGGUUCAGUGAGUCCUGGAGAAGUUUUGGCAUUGAUGGGGCCCUCAGGAAGCGGAAAGACUACGCUUCUGAGCCUGCUUGGCGGCCGGUUGAGAGAGCCAACCCCUGGUGGUUUGGUUACUUACAACGACCAACCGUACUCCAAGUUCUUAAAAAGCAGGAUAGGAUUCGUGACUCAAGACGACGUUCUGUUUCCUCACCUUACAGUGAAAGAGACAUUGAGAUAUGCAGCUCUGCUACGACUUCCAAAGACGCUGGCGAAAGAGGAAAAGGAGAAACGAGCCAUAGAUGUGAUCUGCGAGCUGGGCUUGGAGAGGUGCCAGGACACAAUGAUCGGCGGGUCCUUUGUUCGAGGAGUUUCGGGGGGAGAGAGGAAGCGAGUCUGCAUUGGCAAUGAGAUCAUAAUCAACCCUUCCCUGUUGUUUCUUGAUGAACCAACCUCCGGCUUGGAUUCCACAACUGCGUUGAGGAUUGUUGAAAUCUUGCACGAUAUAGCGGAGGCUGGGAAAACAGUGAUAACCACAAUCCACCAGCCAUCAAGCAGACUCUUCCACAAGUUUGAUAAGCUGAUCCUUCUGGGAAAAGGGAGCUUGCUUUACUUCGGAAAGGCGUCGGAAGCAAUGGUUUAUUUCUCAUCUAUAGGAUGCUCCCCACUCAUCGCGAUGAACCCGGCGGAGUUCCUUCUGGACCUUGCAAACGGAAACAUAAACGACGUCUCCAUACCAUCAGAGUUGGAGGACAAAGUGCAGAUGGAGAACUCGGAAGCAGAGACGAGGAAUGGAAAGCCCUCUCCUGCAGUUGUACAUGAGUAUCUAGUGGAGGCUUACGAGACGCGAGUAGCGGACGAUGAGAAAAAGAAACUGAUGGUUCCUCUACCAAUCGAAGAAGAACUGAAGUCGAAGAUGCACACGUCAAAGAGAGAAUGGGGAGCGAGCUGGUGGGAACAGUUCUCCAUCUUGUUUCGGAGAGGGCUCAAAGAGCGGCGCCACGACUAUUUUAGCUGGUUGAGGAUUACGCAAGUUCUGACUACCGCGGUCAUCUUAGGAUUGCUAUGGUGGCAGUCCGAUAGCGAUAGCCCCAAAGACUUGCGAGAUCAGGCAGGGCUUCUUUUCUUCAUUUCAGUCUUCUGGGGUUUUUUCCCAGUCUUCACAGCAAUCUUCACAUUUCCUCAAGAAAGAGCCAUGCUGAACAAGGAACGGGCAGCCGAUAUGUACAGAAUAAGCGCAUAUUUUGUGGCCAGGACCUCAAGUGACAUCCCACUUGACCUAUUAAUGCCGGUUCUUUUCCUUGUCAUCGUUUACUUCAUGGCUGGAUUGAGAAAGAGUGCUGGCCCAUUUUUCCUAACCAUGCUCACGGUGUUCCUUUGCAUCGUGGCAGCUCAGGGGCUUGGACUCGCUAUCGGGGCUACACUCAUGGACUUGAAGAGAGCAACAACUUUGGCCUCUGUAACUGUGAUGACCUUCAUGUUGGCCGGUGGUUACUUCGUAAAGAACGUUCCGGUAUUCAUAUCCUGGCUCCGCUAUCUGUCUUUCAACUAUCACACAUACAAGCUUCUCCUGAAGGUGCAGUACGGGAACAUCACGCCCGCAGUUGACGGGGUAAAAAUAGACAGCUGCUUAACAGAAGUCUGUGCCCUCCUAGCUAUGGUGGUUGGUUACCGGCUCCUGGCUUACCUAUCUCUGCGAAGGAGGAAGCUCUAACCGGGAUCUUAAAAUAGUGCUCAAUUUUGUCAGUGAGCACAAGGAUGAACAAUUACAUUGUUAUCUCUACCACUUGCAGAGCUUACCUUGAGAAGACUCGAGUUCGAGACUACGGAAUACCACUGAUCCAGAACUUGAGUUUUUUUGGCAUCCCUUAGGAGUUAAGCCCCUCAUUGUAGUUGGAAAUACCAUAAAGGAGAAUAAGCUUGUAUCACAGGCAUGUGGGUGGAUGUAGCUGCUUAAGUUUCCUUUUCAAUAGUUUGCUCAAAAUUCAAUUUUCAAACUCCUUAUGUUAUACAGGUAGGGGUUCUUAACAUUAGUGAGAGUACAUUAAUUAUGUGCAGUUCAGCUUGGUUUUUGGUA